This is a messenger RNA of Mesocestoides corti, 2166 nucleotides long. NCBI's taxonomy places the organism in Eukaryota, Metazoa, Platyhelminthes, Cestoda, Cyclophyllidea, Mesocestoididae. The record is from the annotation of a GenBank genome assembly.
AUGCAAACUAAAUUCACAAGGGCAAUCGACGAAAUUAGAAAAAAAUUCCCCGGCCUAGAUCCUGACGUCGAUGCGUACCUUGAAGGCAUAAUAACCGAGAACGGUGAUCAUUUUGAGUCACCUGAUGAAGUGUAUGAAGCUGUCGGAAGUUUCCUUGAAGAAACGGCCGAGGGCUGCAGUCUUUCAGAUAUUCGGCAGUGCUGUACACGAAUUUUCGAAAUACUGCACCCAAAUGGCAAUUUGGCCUCUCAAGUAGAACUAGAUGAGCCUGUUCACCUUGCAUCACUAGUCAACAACUUCAAUCAGCGUGUCAUCGACACCUCGAGUAUUUGGAUGGCCAGACGUGAGAUACCAACCACUGUCGAUCAGAGGAAACUUGCCAAAGCUGAGGCACGCUCCCGCGAGAAACAGGCCAAGAAAAACCAAAGUGCCGGCUCCUCUGCCACAAGCCUUUACGAGCUGGACACAGCUAGUGUUAGCCAGCAGUCUGAUAAAAGGGAGAAGCUCUCUUCGGACGGAAAUGCCAAGAAACUUACUGACCUACACAUCGAGAAUUUUGACAUCUCCUUCGGCAGCAGAGUCCUCCUGCAGAACGCAAGCCUCCACCUAGCUCUGGGGCGACGCUACGGUCUCAUUGGACGCAACGGCUACGGCAAAACCACCCUGCUACGCUCACUGGCCAAUGGCGACUUACGACUGCCCCAGGGAUUGACUGUUUUGCACGUGGAACAAGAGGUGAUUGGGGACAAGACACCGGCAAUUGAAAGUGUACUGGAAGCGGACAAGGAGCGCGCGAGUCUGCUAGCCCAGUUGGCCAAACUGAAGGCUGCCACUGACCCGGACGCAGUCUCCGAGCAGCUUGGCGACGUCUUCAACAAACUAGUGGCCAUCGACGCCGACAGCGCGCCAGCCAGAGCUGCUGCAAUCCUUCAUGGUCUUGGGUUCGACCCCGAGAUGCAGAAACGUCCUACGGAGGAAUUUUCCGGUGGUUGGCGAAUGCGUCUGGCAUUGGCUCGGGCUUUGUUUGCCAAACCAGACCUCCUGUUGCUUGACGAACCGACCAACAUGUUAGAUAUGCGCGCUAUAAUCUGGCUCGAGGGCUAUGUUCAGUCCUGGGCGGGAAUUAUGAUUGUGGUUUCGCACGACCAAGACUUCCUCAACGCCAUCGCCACCGACAUCAUCCACUUGACGGCGAAACGACUGGACAGUUACCGUGGCACCUACGACAACUUCGUGAAGGCCCGGGAAGAACGCCUUCUCAACGAGGAACGCGAGUACCUCGCACAGAAGGCUGAACGCGAGCACAUACAGCAAUUCAUCGACACGUUCCGCUUCAACGCGAAACGCGCCUCCCUCGUGCAAAGUCGCAUCAAGGCGCUCGAGCGAAUGCCGAAACUGACGCCUCCGGAGAAGGUCACUAAGGUGGUCUUUAAGUUGCCCGAGUGCGACAAGAUCCUCCAGCCCUUGGUCCAACUCGACGAGGUGGCGUUUCACUACGUGCCCGGCGCACCCAUCCUGGAACACGUCGAUCUCACCAUCAUGCACACCUCAAGGAUCUGCAUUGUGGGAGAAAACGGAGCAGGCAAAUCUACCCUCCUUCGAUUAGUGCUGGGCGACUUAACACCGACGAAGGGCCUGCGUCACACCCACCGGUCUCUUCGCACGGCCUACUUUUCACAACACCACGUCGACCAAUUGGAUCUCAACGUGUCUAGUUUGGAGUUUCUUGUGAAAAAGUUCCCCGGCGAAUCUGAGCAGCGCUAUAGGAGUCAACUGGCGUCAUUUGAAAUUGGCGCUCUACUCGCUCAGCAGCCAAUCGGAAGCCUUUCAGGGGGCCAGAAGUCGCGUGUUGCCUUCGCUGCCAUCUGCAUGUCCAAACCUAAUCUCCUAAUUCUUGACGAACCUACUAACCAUCUGGACAUUGAAACAAUCGGCGCUUUGGCCGAGUCGUUGAAAACCUUCAAUGGUGGAGUACUGCUGGUUUCCCAUGACGAGCGUCUCAUCUCGUCUGUGUGUACCGAGUGCUGGGUGUGCACGCGUUACCCCUUUGGCGGUCAAAAGGCUGCAGUUGGGGCCAGUCGUGUCUUCAUUCUACAAGGUGGUCUGGAUGAGUACAAGAAGGCUGUGCGCGCGCAACUUGAGGCUUCUUCCAUCUCCAAUCGAUAA